AUGUUUAUUUUGGGAAUUAGAGAAGACAUUGUUAAUAAUUGUUUAAAAAUUUGCUAUGACAAUUACUUACAAAGACAAUCUGUGGCCUUUACUGUGCAUUGUGCUUAUUUGGCAUGGUCUAAAGUGAUAGGAGUCUUUUACAUGCCCAAAGAUCCUGGGGAUGAAGAAUUCAUGGGUAUAGAAUCAUGGGAGCCAGAUGAUGAACCUGAACCCUCUGUUAUCGAUUCUUGGGCUGAUCAAUGUAUAAAACCAAUCAAAAUUGAGCCUAAAGUGAGAAAAGAAAGUGUAGCUGCACCUAAAAAAAUAAUACCCCCAAAAGAAUUAGAAAUUGUUGAAUCAGGUCCCUCAACAAUAGCUAGCAUUGAAGGAGAAAGUGAUUAUUAUUAUUUACCAGAAUACAUUUUCGAAGAGCCCCCUGCGACAACCUUACAAGAAAAAUCAAUUUUCUCAUUAACUUUAUCCAUGUCACAGAGGUUAUUGCUUCUUGAUUCUGGAAGUUCCCUAAAAUGUAACAAAUUUCAAAGUGCACCAAAAAAAAAGAAAGGCAACUAUAAAUAA
Pediculus humanus corporis (human body louse) is the source of this 558-nucleotide messenger RNA. RefSeq lists its product as uncharacterized. NCBI's taxonomy places the organism in Eukaryota, Metazoa, Arthropoda, Insecta, Psocodea, Pediculidae. The transcript is spliced from 2 exons. Bases 1 to 558 code for a protein of 185 amino acids. The record is from RefSeq and is a predicted model, not a curated record.